Molecule: messenger RNA, 443 nt
Organism: Moneuplotes crassus
Lineage: Eukaryota; Ciliophora; Spirotrichea; Euplotida; Euplotidae
Source: the annotation of a GenBank genome assembly
UUUAUGGAGUCAGAAAAUAUAAUAAUUAUAAUUAUAAAGAAAAAUGACUGAUAAAUACGUGUCUCUUGACCCAACCCAGCAAGAUAGAUACCUCUCAUCACAGAAAAACGACUUGAUCAGACGCAGACAAACUGCACUUGCUGGUGAGCCUUUCGGUUCACAGGCAGGUGCUCCAUUUGCUGUUGCAACUGGGCUUAUGGCUUAUCAUUUGUUGUCUGGAAAAUUUUCAUUUUUCCCACUCUCUGUUAAAAAGGCUCCACAUUAUGGAAUCAUUCUCGGAGCUACAUUCUUAGGUUUCCACUUUGGUAGAUCAAUAGCAGCAGGUGUCUUCAAUGAUCCUAACGCCAGAGUCAGCUCUGAAGGAAAGAGACAAUAUCUCAGCGGAACUGGACCUCUUGAUAAAAUGACCAAGUAAUAAAUAUUCAAUAAUGUUAAAAUUAUUA